AUGACCGCACAGUUGCGGAUUAUUAGAUGGCCUGUAGAGGAUGCACGGGAAAAGUAUUUGUUUUAUAAAGAAUUGGUGAACGUCGAAAGUGCAAACGCACGUGUUGGUGACGUUUCUUAUUCGGAUGUUGUCGCAACUCUAUUCAAUAAUCGUUAUCGUCAGCUGUACGUAUUUCGUAAGAAUCAUAUAACUGAGAUGAAUGAAUGUGUGACAUUCCACGUUAAUAUUUCGUCAGCAAACGCAACAAAUGAUCAAUUGAAUUUCAUACAAAUCGGUAAAUUCAACAUCCAUCAAAACAACAAUCAACGAACGUUAUGGACACAAGAUCCAUACACCUUAAAGGUUUCAUUCGGAGUUUUUAUUUCAAAUCAAAAUUCUUAA
Anisakis simplex (herring worm) is the source of this 381-nucleotide messenger RNA. NCBI's taxonomy places the organism in Eukaryota, Metazoa, Nematoda, Chromadorea, Rhabditida, Anisakidae. The record is from the annotation of a GenBank genome assembly.